AUGGGACUGAUUAAUGCCCCAACAGCCCUCGUAGUGGCCGCCGUCUCUUUCCUAUUAUACGCUAUCUUUGGCCAGCCAAAGUUGAGGAGGAAUGGCGUUCCUUUACGACGACCUCCCAACACACUGCCACUUGCUGGCAAUGGCAUCAUUUUCCUCAGAGACCGCCAGAAGCUGUUCGAAUGGUUCACCAAGUGUGAACGACUCUACGGCUAUGAAACGCUACAGAUCUCCGUUCCCAGUCUGCCCCCUGGGGUUAUCAUCAGCGAUCCCAAGAACCUAGAAUACGUCUUCAAGAACGAGGGCAUAUUUGCCAAAGGCGAGUUCUUCAAAGGGAGAUCUAGGGACUUGUUUGGGAACGGCAUCAUCAACGUUGAUGGCGAGUUGUGGAAGGUCCAGCGAAAGGCUGGCCUCAACUUUCUCAACACUGCAAACCUGAGAGUUUUGACGGACGUGGCGCUGCCGCCGUAUCUUUCUCAGAGUGUUGCUUUCCUGGAGAGCCAGUCCGGCAAUGACGUCGUGGACUUACAAGCUGUCUUUCACGAGAUCACGACCCAGCUCAUGGGGAAAAUGGCUUACAAUAUGGAAAUGCACGCAGAAGACACAUUCGGCCUGGCUUUCGACCACGCAUCUGGCGCAACUGCCGAACGGUUCCAAAAUCCACUAUGGCUGCUCACAGAAGUCUUCACUGGCGCCCGUCUGAGGAAAUCCAUCUCCAUUGUCAAGUCCUUUGGGCAGAGCAUAGUCUCCAGCGCGAUGAGAGACAGACGAGAGUCCCUUAAACACGAGUCUCACGUUUCAAAAGACCCGGAAAGCGACAGGCUCGACGACAUAUCCGGCAGUCUGGUACAGUCGUUACUAGACUUCAUUGGCGACGAGCAGCUCGUCGCCGAUGCCGCGCUGAACUACCUCUCCGCAGGUAAAGAUACCACGGCGCAGGCUCUUACGUGGACAUUCUACCUGCUCAUGCAACACCCCGAGGUCGUGGCCAAGAUCCGCGAGGAAGUCGACCACAUCAGGGAGGAUAGCAAGGACGAGGACACCCUCGAGAAAGCCAUUGCGGAACAUGGUAACCCGAAUACGAUGCCGUACGUAUUCUCCGUCUUCUACGAAGCGCUACGCAUCUUCCCGCCGAUUCCUUUCGAGAUAAAGCAGGCCGUUCAGGCGACGACGCUACCAGACGACACCUUUUUGCCCCAGAAUUCCGUCAUUGUCUGGUGCACCUGGGCGAUGAACCGCUCGCGCAGCACAUGGGGUCCUGACGCGGACCACUUCCGGCCGGAGCGAUGGCUGGUGGACGGGAAAGUUAUCAACAAGAGCACCUCCGAGUUCCCAGUCUUUAACGGCGGUCCGAGGACGUGUUUGGGAAAGAAGAUGGCUGAGAUCAUUGCCGUGCAAGUGAUUGCGACUGUGGCUGGCCUAUUUGAUUGCGUGAGAGUCGAUGACUCGACGAGGGUCAGCAAGAGUAGUCUUACGUUGCCGAUGAAGGAUGGUCUGCCCUGUAUUGUACACCGUAGGCCUGAUGUCUAA
This is a messenger RNA of Colletotrichum phormii, 1527 nucleotides long. Its product is annotated as cytochrome P450. NCBI's taxonomy places the organism in Eukaryota, Fungi, Ascomycota, Sordariomycetes, Glomerellales, Glomerellaceae. Gene Ontology annotation, molecular function: iron ion binding; monooxygenase activity; heme binding. The transcript is spliced from 4 exons. Bases 1 to 1527 code for a protein of 508 amino acids. The record is from RefSeq and is a predicted model, not a curated record.